Salvelinus sp. IW2-2015 is the source of this 4918-nucleotide messenger RNA. Its product is annotated as transmembrane protein 170B. The record is from RefSeq and is a predicted model, not a curated record. Gene Ontology annotation, cellular component: plasma membrane. Lineage: Eukaryota; Metazoa; Chordata; Actinopteri; Salmoniformes; Salmonidae. Gene Ontology annotation, biological process: negative regulation of canonical Wnt signaling pathway.
CCUUUAAGGGUUAUGUAGAGAGAAGGGCUGAUGUAGGACGACUCCUCUGUGUGCGCUGCCAUCCUCAUCAUGGCCUCCAAACAACCGCCGCUGCAACCGAGAAUGAGCACGAGCAGACGAGCUGUUGGCCCUUUCCUUCCCCGCGCGGAGACCAACAACGUCAAACCGAAACAGAGGCACCGGUAGAGGGGUGCGCGCCGGGGGAUCAAGCCUCGGAGCUCAUGCCACCCCGGUCUCCUCGAUGUCUUCGUCAAAAGCCACUUACAGCCAUUUGACAAAGAGGGAUGCAAACCCGGGCGGCGGCAGCGCCGGCGGCAGAAACAUGAACACGAAUAGGGAUUAUUCUAUCAAUCUAUCGGUGCAGCAAGUGCUGAGCCUCUGGGUGCAAGGCACGACGCUGCAACAUUUCACAGAGAUGUGGUACUGGGUGUUCCUGUGGUGUCUKUUCUCCUCKCUSUUSGUCCACGGGGCRAUGGGCCUGCUCAUGUURGUCAUGYUGCAGCGCCACAAGAGGGGUCGCCUCAUCACCCUGGUCCUGGUCAGCGUGGGCUUCCUGGCCUCCUUGGCCGGUGGGGUCAUCACCAGUGCGGCCGUGGCAGGGGUGUAUCGUGUGGCAGGGAAGGACAUGGCCCCCCUCCAGGCCCUGGUGUUUGGAGUGGGCCAGACCACACUGUCUGUAGUCAUCUCCUUCUCACGUAUACUGGCCACUCUCUGAAGAGAUGACUCUGCUACACGGACAGACUCACUGACGAACAGACACACAAGAGAGGAGAGAGGAAAGCGGAAGGAAGGGACAUGUCCGAUAGACCGGGGUUCACAUCCCACCAGUUACACAAGCAGUGACGGACAGCAACAGAGCCAAUGGGUGGCAGUUAACUGCAUGUAGUAUUUGAAGGAAAACAAACAUAGUCAAAUAGAAGAAGAGAAGAAGAUGGUGUCCUAGUCCUAGACGUCUAGACAUUUGGGGAUGGAUGAAUGUGGAAGASUGCCCCCUAGUGUCUCUGUUCAGCCACUGCUACAUUCGCUAGAGCUCCCUUUGCUACAAGGGACCUCUCAAAACACACUUCCUUGGGCUCUYCACCAGUUGGCGAUGUCCGCAGACUCUGUCAACUGUCAAGCCAGUGAAACCACAUCCUGGACUGAAAGCUCGUUUGAGGUUCUAUGUGCCGAUGUCCUCKGGGACUUAACUUCAGUGUUGUAAAGGGGAAUGCUUUCAUGGCCAUCUCUAYAGACUGUUGAAGUAUUUCUGUUCCAUUUGUGGGGGGGACUCCUAAUUUUUUUACAGUAAAGACAAACCACAGCAACCUGUAAUUAAUUGAACAAUUCAAGCCUACGGUCCUUGAAGUGCCACGGUACGUUGAUGAGAUGGCCAGAACAAAAUUGGACCUGUGAAGACMCACCAUCAUUCUGACAUGCCUGAGAGGUUGGAAACCCAAUGAUGAUGGUCAACCAAACUACCAUUCAGUGUUAAAAAAAUCUACCAUCCACAAACAACUGGAUCUUCUGUCCUUGAAAAAUGAUAUCCUAAUWACCAUUCCUUCUUGUAAAGUCUUUUAACUACCACAGCAGGGUUUUUGUUUGCAACACUCCAUAAUGCUUAACCUUUGCACUUUCUAAAUGUUGGUGAUCCACCUCCUUUACCUAAGAGGUGUCUAAAAAGAGGAGGUUGUUGAGGUUCCGUUGGUUCAAGGUUACUAUGGAGAUAACCACUACCCUUGUGACGGGCUCUGCACAGUCUACGCAAACGGAGCUGACGUAGGUCCAUCAUUUGCGUUGACAGUGUAGAGCCCUUUAGAUGUUUGUCACGUCUAGACCAGUCCAGGUUGUCCAACGUACUCUGAGGAAAUUGCAACUCUGACCAUGAACCUUGGCUGGAGAGGGUCAGAGUUGCUACUUGGUUCUUACAGGGUUUUAUGGAGGUAAACUAAUGUAUUAACUGAAGUAAAAAUGAAGAAUUGUCCUAGUAGUAGCAGCUGUAUUGCUUCUUGAGGAAUAUCUCUGAGUAUCUCUUGGAAGUUUUACUGUCUGUGUUGUGGUGCAGAUUUACUGUUAAGGUUUAGCGGUUGGAAUCCAGCUGCUACUUGGCUGUUGUGAUAACAAUGUUGUAUUGACUCCUAUAAAUCCCACUCCAUAGAGAGCCAUUCCUGGAGAAGGUCAGAGACUUAGUGUGCAUCCCAAAUGGUACCCUUUCCCUAUAGGGUGUCAUUUGGGAAGCAUCCUCUACUGCUGCUGAAACAGCCAUUUUCUAUGGCUCCCUGCCUUCUUCCCUGUUAGUUCUUGCUAAUCGUGUGUGUAUUGUUUGUGUUUUAACUAAGUUAGACUUUGCAUAUUGCACUGACAACGGCCUGCCUUUAUUUCGCACAGUUUGUUUUAUGAUAUUGGUCCCAGUGGGUGACCCAUAGAUCCAUAUAGGAUUUUAUACAGUUUGUCCCAUCACCAGUACACACAGCGGGUCCCAAAAAGCAGGUUUUCRUCCAAAAUGGCACCUUAUGCCCUUCAUAGUGCACCCUUUUUUGACCGUAGCCAUAUGGGUUUGAGAAGCACUGCUGUGGUUUUGGAGGUGCUUUUGGGACUGCAGAGCAAUGUUUUUUUUGUGGGGCCCUAUGGGACUAACCAUGAUGAAUGUGUUUGUGUCUGUCCUGUCCACCCUCUGGAACAGUUCACGUUUAUUAACCAACUAUAGGACAGGUCUUACUGCAUCCCAAAUGGCACUCUGUUCCCUACAAAGUGCACUAUUUUUGACCAGAGCCCUAUGGGGGAAUUUGGGACGCACACAUUCACUCCUGGAAUUGAAGUGUUGCAAGGCCCACUGGUUUGUACCUUACAAUGUCAUUCAUUUUUAAUCAAUAGCUGACGAUAUCCCAUCUCUCAGUCACUUUCAUUUGUCAGUAAAUGACCGUGGACCAAUAAAACAAGGCCCUCUGCUGCACCCUAAACUAGGUGUGAAUACCACACCAGGCCCUCUCUGGAAACAAAGGGUUUGUUUUUAUGCCAAAGGACUUCAUUCUCACAUGUUAGCUUUAUUUGUUAAGGGUUCCUUACUUUUUGAUUGUUGUUAUUAUUGCUGAGAAAGUAUGAAUCGCUUUAAUUUCUGAACCAUUAUUUUGCACAAUGUCAUGAGCUGAGCUAAACGGAUUUUACAUCCCCAAACCCACAAAAAGUUAACAAUGUUUGCUUCAUUUUGGCUUAGUAUGAAAUUCUAGUGUGUGACCUAAUUGAGUGAUCUAAGAGUGUUUACCAAUGAAAGUGAUUGCUGUGUUUUUUCCUUAGUUAUGUAAUUGACACCACUCACCUUCAAUACCCAGUCAGCGCACCAGAGGGAGCCAGUACGCUGAGUAUUGAAUAAGUAGCAGCCAGUGUCAGUGGUGGAUUUGGAUUGAUACAGUAAUGWUCGUGGAUGUUGUAUAGAAGAAAAUAUGCCUGUGGCAGUUUUUUGAUAUUGUCAAUUUGUAUUUGAAUUUGUAUUUGAUUCUAAAAUGAAUUCCYGAGGCUUCCAGAUGGUCUGAAAACGCCUGUGUUUGAUAAUUUGCCCAAUCUAAUAUGACUAUCCCAUACUAUCUCUCUCAGAACUCUCUGAUUAAAGAAAAUACUUGGAAAAAACAAACUAUAAUCAGCAAAUACUGUUAAUGAUCAAAUUCCCCAGAUCAACUGAAUUCAUAUUGUAUUAGUAAGUUAUUACACUCAUUUUAAUAUUUUUGGCUUGAGUUCAGAGACCAAAUGUGAGGUAUUUCUGAUGGCUCUACAAUGCUGUUAUAGCGAUAUUAUCUAGAUAUUUCUGUUUGUGAAUGAAACUGUGUUUGAGAGUUGGAUAUGGUGCAUAGGACUUGUGACAAGAGUGUUGUUGAUGUUGUACUGUAUGUCUGUGUGGUUGUAUAUGUGAGUGUUAUAACAUGUAUUAACUUGUUUUUUUUCAGAAGGGCCCUGCAAUACAAUUGUCAUUGCAGCAUCUGAAAUGCUUUAUCGAGUUGAGCAAAAAGGGUAAGGACCUUGUCAUAGGUGUAACACUGACUGACCCAGUAUGUUCAGAAAUGUAGUCUUACUGAGCAAUGUCUUAAUUAACAAAUUAAGUUUUUAAAAUCUAAAACAAAAAUGUGAUCUACAAGGUGUUCACAACUACUUUUCUGCCAACAAACCUCCAAGCACUAUUCUUGUUGAGAGACAAAGAAGCAUAGCUUUUGUUGUUCAGAUCAGUGCACCAUGAUGCAUCGGCUAUUAAGGUAAAUAGAAUACAAAGUUUUCAUCAGAGGGAUGUGUACCAUGACAUGUACUGGAAACAUACAUAGACAUCAUGAUUGCGCCAUGGACAGUAUUUUGAUACCCAUAACAUGUAUUUGUCUAUACAGUCUAUUACCACAUUUCAGAACGUCAAUGUGUGUGCCAUGAAUUCAAAUGUUUGGAAUUUUAUGACGAUGAGUAAGAAUUGGGUUGUCUGUUUUUGGUUCUAUCCCUGUGUGAUUGUCUUAAAUGUGGACGGGUAAUCCUCGGUUUACACUGCAAUAACUAAAAGGGACAUUCUGCAACGGGUGAUCCCUAUAGUUUUAAAUACCACCAACCGCCAUCUGACCGUACGAAGCCCUGUCCUAGAAUCCGCUGUGUUUCUCAUGAGUUUAUAGCCAAUGCCACCCCCUCAGUUCUCUCCAGUGUUGUACAAAAUGCCACUUACUUUCCACUGACAAGUCUGCCCCUCAGCAAUUGCAUGCGCAAUACAACUCGGAUAAUGUGUGUGAAUGGAUUCGGACAAUCCAUUAUAGACAAUGGUGUGCAAAACAAGUGACACAUGUAGAUAAUGUAUAAUAUGUUCUUUUUUAAUUUUGUACCAGCGAACCGCUGAUGUUUAUAACUUGCCUAUUUAUGUACAAAUGUUCUCCUGUACAUACUGAGCAGUCAGUUGAAAUAAAAUGUUUUACAGUAAAAAAUA